CUGUUCUCUCUAAAACCUUCCCCAUUUCUUCCCUAACAGAAAAUGGCUAAUCAUCGUUGGCCGAUCCUUCUCCUAAUCGUUGUAGUACUUAGCUGCUCGCCGUUCUUCGGCCAUGGCUAUGAUUUUGCUGCUCCUGGAGGUGGAACCAAGACUGCAUAUUUGAAGGUCGAUGCUUCUGGUAAUCAACAUCCCACCAUCCCCAGUACCUUAUUCGGUGUCUUCUUCGAGGAAAUCAAUCAUGCUGGAGCUGGUGGGCUUUGGGCAGAGCUCGUCAGAAACAGAGGGUUUGAGGCUGGCGGGGGAGUGGCUCCUUCCAACAUCUAUCCGUGGAACGUGAUCGGCGACGAGAGGGCGGUGAAGGUGGCGACGGAGCCGACGUCGUGCUUUGCGAACAACAAGAUGGCGCUGCGGGUGGAUGUGAUGUGCGACGGUGCCAGCUGUCCGGCCGGCGGCGCCGGGAUUGUAAAUCCCGGUUAUUGGGGGAUGAAUAUUCAACAAGGGAAGAGUUACAAGCUGGUCUUCUACCUCCGGUCCAUUGGCCCGGUUGACUUAACCGUGGUCUUGAUUGGGUUCAACCGGACAAAAAAACUGGCCGCCCAAAAUGUAUUCAGAGGUGCAUUUACGGGGUGGACCAAGAGGGAGGUCGUGUUCAAACCCAUCAUGUCGGACCCGAAUGCGUCCCUCGCAAUCACUAGUUCACAUAAAACGGUCGUUUGGUUCGACCAGAUCUCUCUCAUGCCACUCGACACAUACAAGGGACAUGGGUUCCGAGCCGAUCUUGCUCAAAUGGUGGCAGACCUCAAACCGGGGUUCAUCCGGUUUCCGGGUGGAUGCUUUGUGGAAGGUGCGUGGCUGAGGAACGCAGUCCGCUGGAAGGAAACAGUGGGCCCAUGGGAGAACAGGCCUGGCCAUUUUGGUGAUGUCUGGAAUUAUUGGACCGACGAUGGAAUGGGCCUGUACGAGUUCUAUCAGUUUGCUGAAGACAUUGGCGCAUUGCCGAUUUGGGUGUUUAACAAUGGGAUUAGCCACACCGAUGAAGUUGAUACCACCAUGAUUGGACCUUUCAUUCAAGAAGCCCUGGACGGGAUUCAGUUUGCCGUUGGUCCCGUAACCUCAACGUGGGGCGGACUCAGGGCGGCGAUGGGGCACCCUAAGCCGUUCGAUCUGAGAUAUGUUGCUGUCGGAAACGAGGAUUGCGGCAAAGAACACUACCGAGGGAAUUACCUCAAGUUCUACUACGCCAUAAAGAGCGUUUUCCCUAACAUCAAGGUCAUAUCCAACUGCGAUUACACCGACCCCAGCACGCCAACUCAAGAUCCAGCCGACUACUACGAUUACCAUAAAUACACGACCGCGAGCGACAUGUUUCGUCUGAGACAUCAGUUCGACACCGUGCCACGAACCGGGCCCAAGGCGUUCGUAAGUGAGUACGCGGUGUGGCGAGAGGACGCCGGAUUGGGGAGCUUGAAAGCAGCAUUGGCGGAGGCAGGGUUCCUCAUGGGUUUGGAAAAAAACAGCGACAUUGUUGAGAUGGCUGCGUAUGCGCCGCUGUUCGUCAACGCAAACGACAGGAAGUGGAGCCCCGACGCCAUUAACUUCGACUCCUACAGAGCUUACGGAACUCCAAGCUACUGGAUGCAGACUUUCUUCUCGCAGUCCAAUGGAGCAGCUCUGCUCAACGCCACGCUCGACGGCAGAUCCUCUGCUCAUCUGGCCGCCUCGGCCAUCAUCCGAUCAGACCCGGCCACGGGCAAUUCGUACCUUACGGUUAAGGUCGUGAACGUGGCGGAUGAUCCGAUCGACAUCAAAAUCGACAUCACCGGAGCGAACAUCGAUAGCAGAUUCGUGUCGAAGAAGACCGAGAUGACGUACGGUGGGGAUGUGAUGGCGGAGAAUACGUUCGAUGAGCCAUUAAAGAUCAAGCCGGUGGAAACAGAGUUGAAGAAUCCAAGCAGCAAGAUGGAUGUGAAAUUGUCUGCUCAUUCUUUGACUUCAUUUGAUUUACUGUUACCCAAAAGUGGGUCUAUGAAGCAAUCCAGGAAAACUGGUGUUCUUAGCUAAGCAGGAGAAAAGAUUGUUAGGCCUUAGUAAAUUUUCUUUUUUCUAACCGUUUCCCAGCUGUAAAAAAGGUAGCUGGUGUAGUGUCAAAUUUCAAUAGUGUAUGGUGCAAAUUGUACUUGAAUGAAAUGUGGAGGACUUGGGGAAUGAUUAGUGCAAUUAAUAUAAUAUUCCCAUUUUCUCCCUAAUCUUCAG
Molecule: messenger RNA, 2253 nt
Organism: Linum tenue
Lineage: Eukaryota; Viridiplantae; Streptophyta; Magnoliopsida; Malpighiales; Linaceae
Source: the annotation of a GenBank genome assembly